AUGGGUAAGACUGCCGACCUGACUGCUGUCCAGAAGGCCAUCAUUGACACCCUCAACUGUGCUAGCAAGGAGGAGCAGGAGGAGGAGGAUCCUCAGAAGAAGGAGGAGACCGCCCCUUACUCCUCCAGGAGCACUAGCGCCUGGAGCGAGAUCCUCCCCAACGAUGACGAUGACAAACGCGACGGAGGCUCCUCUGUCAAAUCGUUUGACCAGGCGAAGUACGACCUGGGCCGCCUGCUGGCAUCCCACAGCAUGUGCACCAGGAUGUUCCAGGGGAGGAUCCACCACUUCUCUGAGCAGUUGAUUGGCCGCAUUUAUCAGAUCCUCCUGGACACCCGGAUGGGACAACUCCCCUCGACACCCCAUUGCCGCUCCGAGCCCAACUUCCAGAACCUGGAGGACAAGGAACGUCGAGACCAGGAGUUCUUCACCCCUCUGCUGUACAAUUUCUUCCAGACGGCCUUCAAGGGCCUGAUGGGGAACCUGCUGGGCGAAGAAGACUUCACGGACGACCACCGUGCAUCCUGCAGCGAUGCGUCCUCGGACGGUAGUGACAGCAACAGUGAUAGCAGCAGUGACAGCAGUGACUGUCCCUCCCUGGACUGGUCCCGUGGGAUGACGCCGGGCCCCAGGCAAGGGGUGGAGGGUAGAAGGAGAUCGCAGAGCAGGUUGAAGCCCUCCUGCAGCCAGGACCAGAGGUGGGCACUGGAGGCCAUUUGUGAGGUGUUGACUACCCAGGCAGAAAGUGACCUCUACAAGACCUGCAACAACCCACGAGAAAACAUGGUCGUUUUCAUCAAAGGCCUUGAUGCUGAAGCCAUGACCAGGGUAGGUAACCUAGCCGGCUCCUCCUCUGAAGAAAUCAACCAGGAAGUGGCAACAGAAGGUCUCGAGCCAGAGUCAAGUCUCACCAACCAGCAAGUUGGCCAGCUUGAGAUGGAUGACAAUGAAAAUGCUGCCUACCCUGAUGAUUUCCACGAAAAGGAUGAAGGGUCAGAUUGCCAGAUGAAUGACUUUUCCAAGGGUGCAUUGAUUGAGGAAGAGGAGAAGGAUGAAGAUGAUGGAGCUGCAGGCCUCCCUGAGGAGGUCCAGAAUCAUCCCUCCCUACCCGUGAGCCCCUCUGAGACCCCGUCCCUCCAGCCUGAGGAGGCUCUGAUCCGUCACGCCGAGGUUUGGCGGCCUUCUGCCGUGUCGGGUGAGAGUCAUGAUUUGGAAACAGGUUGUGAGGAGAAGGAGAGCACAGAGGACUCUGCUGGUUUGGAAAAGGCCGGUGGAAGUUCCAGCCCCUUCAUAAGCAACACAAGCUUGGAUGAAGGACUUGAAAUGGACACUGCUGGCUUGGAAAAGGCCGGUAGAAAUUCCACCACCUUCGUCACAAACACAAGCUUGGAUGAAGGACUUGAGAUGGACUCUGCUGCCUUAGAAAAGGCCAGUGGAAGUUCCAGCCCCUUCAUAAGCAACACAAGCUUGGAUGAAGGACUUGAGAUGGACUCUGCUGCCUUAGAAAAGGCCAGUGGAAGUUCCAGCCCCUUCAUAAGCAACACAAGCUUGGAUGAAGGACUUGAGAUGGACUCUGCUGCCUUAGAAAAGGUCAGUGGAAGUUCCAGCCCCUUCAUAAGCAACACAAGCUUGGAUGAAGGACUUGAGAUGGACUCUGCUGCCUUAGAAAAGGCUAGUGGAAGUUCCAGCCCCUUCAUAAGCAACACAAGCUUGGAUGAAAGACUUGAGACGGAGUGUGCUGGCUUGGAAAAGGCCAGCAGACUUGCCUCCUGCCUCUCAUCCUCCUCCACUUCCUGGUCCUGCUACUCCUCCUCUUCUUCCACCUCUGUUCUCUCCUCUCCUUCGUCCUCCAAAUCCUCCAUCAGCUCCUCCACCUCCAGGGGCUCCACAGCUCAGGCCCCUAGCCCAGAGGGACAUCAUUUGGGAAAGACCGACACCCCAAUCCUUCGGAAAUGGUUCACUCUGAAGAAAGAGAAGACUUUCCUUAAGGAUGGACGGAAUGUGGCUGCCAAGGGAAGAAAGACAAGCAUAAUAUUCAGGACAAACAAAGUUUCUCCCCUGAGCGCUGAACGUCCAGACCUUGGUGAGUCCUCCAUUGCUGGAGGAGAGGAGAAGAAGAAGAAGAAAAAGUCCUUCAAAGCUUUCUUCCGGGGGAUCUCUGCAGUUCUCUCCAGGGCUUUUUGCUUCAGCUGCGUGAAUGAUAUUCACCAGUAGAGGGCACCACCUGCUUAGUCAACUGGCUGGAAGAGAAAGAGUCACUACGGCAACAACUGUAGCUACUUCCCUCUUCUUCAGAACUGUGGAACCAAUUUUGGGG
Hypomesus transpacificus is the source of this 2317-nucleotide messenger RNA. RefSeq names its product dentin sialophosphoprotein-like. The record is from RefSeq and is a predicted model, not a curated record. The transcript has 7 exons. Lineage: Eukaryota; Metazoa; Chordata; Actinopteri; Osmeriformes; Osmeridae. The coding region runs from base 1 to 2214 and encodes 737 amino acids.